Molecule: messenger RNA, 1845 nt
Organism: Cydia strobilella
Lineage: Eukaryota; Metazoa; Arthropoda; Insecta; Lepidoptera; Tortricidae
Product: TWiK family of potassium channels protein 7
Exons: 1
Coding region: 276-1343 (355 amino acids)
Biological process (GO): stabilization of membrane potential; potassium ion transmembrane transport
Cellular component (GO): plasma membrane
Molecular function (GO): outward rectifier potassium channel activity; potassium ion leak channel activity
Source: RefSeq, a predicted model, not a curated record
AUAUAGGGAUCACAAUAAUCGGUAGAAUCAGCGAUUACGUCCGUCAAUUAUCCCUUUACUUCAUUAUUUCGAAUGUUUGCGUUGUAUAUUACGGCUACGGCAAAUAAAGUGUCAUACUCAAAUCAAAACAACCUGUUUUAUAAUAACAUUAGUCUGGCGGCUUGCCAAUUAAUCUCCCGAAAUAGUGGGCGUGCGGGGGCAGGCGCUCACGUACUACUACUCGCGUCAGUGCCGCUGGAAUACUCCAGUUUCGUAAUUUAUAUGAGAUCGCAAUCAUGGAGCGGCAGAACACGGCGUACUCGAGUUUUCAUGGCUCCAUGCGCAGCAGAGACUCGUCGUCCACCACCGGCAGCGACGCCAGGGAGAAAAUAAAGGAUUGCUUAAGGAAAUUCAUAGCAUUCAUGUUUACACAAGUGGGAGUCGGUGCGCUAGUCGUGUGUUACGCGAUGCUCGGCGCCGCGAGCUUCAUCCACAUCGAGAAGAACAGCCCCGACCAGCAGCUCGAGGACGUGCGCCAGUGGCGGCUCAACACGACGCAACAACUCUGGACGAUAGUACAGAAAAACAACAUAUUUGAUGAAGCCGCCUUCAAAACUGGAGCAGACGAAAUCCUAAGAGUAUACCAGAAUAAUAUAUCACAAGCCAUACAUAAAGGCUACAGUGGACACUCGCCUGAAGAUAUCUGGUCAUUCCCAGCUGCUCUAAUGUACAGUUUAUCUGUGUUCACUAUGAUUGGAUAUGGCAAUAUUGUACCCAAAACGGUUUGGGGCAAAAUUCUAACUAUUGCGUAUGCCUUUUUCGGUAUACCGAUUUAUAUUUUAUACUUCUGUAACAUGGGUAAGGUGUUGGCGAAAACCUUUAAAUGGUUGUAUAUAACAGCUCACGAGUGCAGCAGACGUGAAGACCCAAUGUUUGAAGAUGGAGAGCCGAUAAAGAGAAAGAUCACAGUUCCGUCCACUGCUUGCCUAUGGGUUAUAUCAUUUUACAUCCUGUCAGGCACUAUUAUGUUCGGGGCUUGGGAGAAAUGGAACUAUCUCGAUUCUACAUACUUCUGUGUUAUAAGCUUGUGUAAAAUUGGUUUUGGAGAUUUUGUUCCCGGAGCCAACAUAGCUGAUUCAGCGGGAGGCUCUCAUGUGAAACUCGUUAUAAACUUCGUUUAUGUGCUGCUGGGUAUGGGCCUAGUGGCCAUGUGCUACAACCUGAUGUGUGAAGAUGUGAGGUUUAAGGUCCGAGAGCUCCGAGAGGAUCUCAAAAACUGUUUGGACGACAUCACUUUGAAGAUAACAGUGUGCAUGAAUGAUACUAAAUAUUAUCACCAGAAAGCUAAUAGACAAGUGAAGUGAAAGAAAGUUUCUAGUCUAUAGAGUAGUGCCGUUCCUGGUAACAUUCCCCAUUUCGUAUGGGGAGUGUUACCGAGCGAGAAAUUUCCCCAUACAAAAUGGGGAAUGUUACCGAGCGAGAAAUUUCCCCAUACAAAAUGGGGAAUGUUACCGAGCGAGAAAUUUCCCCAUACAAAAUGGGAAAUGUUACCGAGCGAGAAAUUUCCCCAUACAAAAUGGGAAAUGUUACCGGGAACGGCACAACUCUAUUUUAGUCCAAUGUUCCAAAAUGAAUGAUUGAGAAAUAAAUGAAUGAAUGACUGAACUUUUGUAUGUUCAAUCAAGGGCAUAAAUAUAUAUACAUUCCCAAAGUUUCAAAAAUAUGUGUACGCUUUUACACCUUAGACAAUAAAGUCGUGUACACAUAUUUUUGAGCCGUUUGUCUGUAUUGAUAUUUUUGCCUUCGACUGUUCAAUCUAAAUUGGAUGUGUCAGAUGUGUGGAAUCGAGUUUUGGAGUAUACUAGC